Messenger RNA from Megalops cyprinoides (Indo-Pacific tarpon), 3555 nucleotides. Its product is annotated as protogenin A-like. Gene Ontology annotation, biological process: axon guidance; cell-cell adhesion. NCBI's taxonomy places the organism in Eukaryota, Metazoa, Chordata, Actinopteri, Elopiformes, Megalopidae. The record is from RefSeq and is a predicted model, not a curated record. The transcript is spliced from 19 exons. Gene Ontology annotation, molecular function: protein binding. Gene Ontology annotation, cellular component: plasma membrane; axon. Bases 1 to 3555 code for a protein of 1184 amino acids.
AUGGCGUCUUUUAAUAGGAAAAUAUAUCAGCGAUUGCUGAUUUUUGCAGUAUUUCUUCAAUUUACGGGUGUAUUAUGUUUUAGCGAGCUGUUUUUCAUCAAGGAGCCCCAUGACGUGACCGUGGUGAGGAAAGACCCGGUCGUUUUGGACUGCCAGGCACACGGAGAGGCGCCCAUCGACGUCAGGUGGUUGAAAAACGGAGUACGGCUCACGGACAGCGAGCGGGUGUACCGCCUGUCCAACGGCUCCUUGUACAUCUCAGAGGUGGAGAGCAGGAGAGGAGACAAAUCAGACGAAGGCUUCUUCCAGUGUCUUGCCCAGAACAAAUAUGGAGCCAUCUUGAGCCAGAAAGCUCGUCUAACUAUCGCAAGUAUUUCCCCCUUUGUGAUCCAGCCCACAUCAGCGGCGGUGAUGGAGGGGUCUGUGGCCAGAUUCACCUGCAAGAUCAUCGCCAACCCUCCAGCCAUCAUCACCUGGGAGUUCAACAGGACCACGUUACCUCUGGCCACCGAUAGGAUCACGGUUCUGCCCAGUGGAGUGCUGCAGAUCCACGGCGUAGAGCAGGGGGAUGCUGGGAAUUACCGCUGCGUGGCCACCAACAUCGCUAACCGCCGCCGAAGCACCGAGGCCACGCUCACUGUCAGCCCAGCUCCAGGACCCAGACCUCCGCAGAGGCCCCACAUAAUCGCCGGGCCCCAGAACAUCACCGCGUCCCAGCACCAGAACGCCAUCCUGGAGUGUGUCGCCACCGGCAACCCCAAACCCCUCAUCUCCUGGAGCCGGGCGGACCACAAGUCCAUCGACGUGUUCAACACCAAGGUGCUGGGCAGCGGGAACCUGGUGAUUUCGGACGUGAAGCAGCAGCAUGCUGGGGUGUACAUGUGCAGGGCUACCACCCCUGGGACGCGCAACUACUCCAUUGCUGCGGCAAACCUCACCGUCUUAGCCCCGCCCUCCCUGGUGGAGUGGCCCGAGAGUCUGACCCGCCCCCGGGCGGGCACUGCGCGCUUUGUCUGCCAGGCGGAGGGCGUGCCCACGCCCCACAUCACCUGGCUGAAAAACGGGGAGAAGGUACACUCCAAUGGCCGCAUAAAGAUGUACAGCAGCAAACUGGUGAUCAACCAGAUCAUCCCGGAGGACGAUGCCAUCUACCAGUGCCUGGCGGAGAACGAGCAGGGCUCUGUGCUGUCCAUGGCGCGGCUGAUCGUGGUGAUGUCCGAGGACCGGCCGAGCGCGCCCAGGAACAUCCGUGCGGAGACCGUGUCCAGCUGCGCCAUCCUGCUGGCCUGGGAGCGGCCGCUGUACAACUCCGACAAAGUGAUCGCCUACUCCGUGCACUACAUGAAGGCUGAAGGAUUAAACAAUGAGGAAUACCAAGUCGUCAUUGGCAACGACACAACACGCUACAUCAUCGAUGACCUGGAGCCAGCAAACAAUUACACUUUUUACAUUGUGGCCUACAUGCCCAUGGGAGCCAGCCGAAUGUCUGACCACGUUGUCCAGCACACCUUAGAGGAUGUGCCCCUGCGAGCUCCCGAGCUCAGCCUGACCAGCCGCAGCCCCUCGGACAUCCAGGUGUCCUGGCAGCCCCUCCCGCCCAAGCUGAGCCGAGGCCGCAUCUCCGCCUAUCGGCUGUCCUACCGGACCAGCACCGACGGCACCGUCACCUCGCUGGAGCUGCCCGGCGACCGCACCCAGCACCUGCUGGAGGGCCUGCAGCCCGACACCAUCUACCUCCUGCGCAUCACCGUGGCGACCCGGGUGGGCUGGGGCGAGCAGUCAGCCUGGACAUCCCACCGCACCCCCAAAGCCUCCAGCAAUAAAGUGCCCCUUGCCCCAGAGAUUCAGCUGGAGCCCCUCAACUGCACCACCAUCGUGGCACGCUGGCAGCCUGCCCAGGGCAACUCCGCCAGCAUCCAGGGCUACCGGCUCUUUUACCGGGAGGAGGACCAGCCUGAGAGCGCCCCCAUCCAGCUUCCUGCCCGGGCGUCCCAGCACAUCAUGGGUGGCCUGGACCCUCGAAGGAAGUACCAUGUGAAGCUGUUAGCCUUCAGCUUUGCAGGAGAGGGCUACCAGGCAGACCAGACAGUCAGCACCCCUGGAUGUGUCUCGGUUCGCGAUCGCUUGGUGCCCCCUCCUCCACCCCCGCACCACGUGUACGCCACGGCCAACACCUCAUCCUCGGUGCACCUCCACUGGGGCCGGCCCGCCUUCACCACGGGCCAGACCGUCAACUACACCGUGCGUUGUAACCCUGUGGGCCUGCAGAACGCCUCCCUCGUGCUCUACCUGCAGACGGCCGAGCAGAGCAUGCUGGUCCAGGACUUGGAGCCCAACACCAAGUACGAGUUUGCAGUGCGACUCCAUGUCGAGCAACUUUCCAGCCCCUGGAGCCCAGUGGUUUACCAGAGCACACUUCCUGAAGCCCCCCGCCAGCCUCCGUCGAGUGUGAAAGUGACGCUGAUCGAGGACGACACGGCGCUGGUGUCCUGGAAGCCGCCAGAGGAGCCCAGUGUGGCCGUGACACGCUACACCAUCCUGUACGCCUCCAGGAAGGCCUGGAUCGCCGGGGACUGGCAGAUACUGGAGAGAGAAGGGACCAUCACCAUGGCUUUGCUAGAGAACCUGUCUCCUGGAAGCGUCUACCUGGUCAAGGUCUCUGCGUCCAACCAGGUAGGCGACGGGCCCUUCUCCAAGGCGGUGGAGCUGGCUGUGGUACCUGGGGGCUCCCAGUCCGCCCACAACCCGAGACGUCAUGGCGGCUCCGCCGAGGCCAAAGUGUUCUCCGAUGGCUUCUACCACAUGGACCAGAAGUCGAUGACCGGCAUCAUUGUGGGAGUGUGCAUUGCCCUGGCCUGCAUCAUUCUGUGUGUCCUGAUCCUCCUCCACCGCGGCAAGGCCAGGAAAUCUUCAGCCACCAAGAUGACCAGGCAAGGGAACGGUCCGGCCCUGCGUGCGGCUGCUCCUCUGGCCAGUGCAAAUCAGGUGGAGAAUGCGGAGGUCCUUAUGCCAAUGAUGGGAAGCCACUACAUUGACACCAAGGGAGGAACCAGGAAUCUGAUCAUCAGCAGCUCAGGACCUGUGAACCCCAGCAGUCAGAAGAAGAGCAAGAGGAAGUGGUGGUUCUUCAGUAAGGAGGAGAACCUGGAUGCCAAGAGAGGCCAGGUUCAGCAGAGAGGUCACUGUGCGUGCCCCUACCAGCUGGGGGCGACGGCGCUAAGGUACGAGGAGGAGCUGCCCUCGCCCCCGCACCAGCCCACCUCCCUGAAGGUCCUAUUUGGGCCCCAGGGGGACACCGAGGGCUCUCAGAACAGUGAGGGGAGCCACGAAACGGGCGACUCUGGGCGCUACUCCCACGACGAGACCGAGAUGACCAACCUCUCCUCCGGCCAGAGCAGCCGCACCCCGUCUGUUCAGGCAGAGGACAGCCGGGGAUCUGAGGACAGCCCCGCCCCCGGGGAGGACCGGCCACACCUAAUCUUGGAGAUGGGAGACGCUGCGGAAACGGCUGGCUGUCAGGCCCCAGACCCCUCCCAACCUACACUUCCGCUCUAG